AUGGGAGAGAUAGUCGUGAACAAAAUCGUAGCUGGUAUGAUUGACAAGUAUGAGCGGAAAUCAAGUGCAGAGGAGCAAAUGGAGAGGCUGGAGAUGGCGCAAAUCAAGUUGGAGAUUGCACUUGAGACCUCCAAAAAGUGGCAGAUCACUAGUGGACCGUUGCUACGUUGGCAGAAGAAGCUGAAGCGUGUAGCUGAAGAGUGUGACGACACACUAGGCAAGUUCAGACAGCGUGUGGCUGAAGAACAGGAGGCUGAACAAGUAGCAGUGGAUUCCUUCUUUCCCAGGAGAAUUGCCCGUGCCACCAAGUCACUGAUAGCAUCCAUGUUUCAUGGCAAUAUCGACGAGACGACUAGAUCUUCUGUUCGAAGAUUUGAGUGGUUUGCAGAUGGAGCUAGUGACUUUCUGAGAUCAGUGGAGUCUGGAGGGACGCCACGUUGUUACUUGUUCUUCGACCCUCUCAUUGGGCACCUUCUUGCAGGUGAAAUGCUAGAGUACAAAUUGGUUCAGGGAAAAACGCAGCACUUGUUUUGGAUACGGCCCAAUAACAUUGCAGAGAGAGGAGUAGAAGCUAUGGUGUUCUUUGUUUACAAUGAUGGUGCUGCACCUGAGGACAACUUUUUCUUUGGUAUGAUACUGCAACUUUCAGAGAGUACAAACAUAGUUGGCACCAUAGUCAAGUGCUUGCAGCUGUUUGCUCCUCAUUUCGAGUCUAUAACUGAAACUGUUAGGAAAGAACUUACUUUGCUGCCUACACAAGACUUCUCCUGGGUACCACAUUCUCGUCUAUACCAUUGGGACAACCUUCACAACCUAGCUACUGAAUGGUUCCGCCCAAACCCACAUUGCUGCAACGUAUGUGGCAGUGACAGCAUGGACAGAAUAGAAUUAUCAGACUUUUCUCUAGCACCAGUUAUUGAAGUGAAUUUGCAGUGCCAUAUUUCACUUCCUGGGUUCAGAGAACGGGGAACAGGUGUCGAGUGUAAAUCUUCUCUUAAAGAAUAUCCACUUCUGAAUGUUCUCCUUACCUACACACCCCAUGGCUCUUCAGAAGACCUAUUCCCAGCAGUCGAGAAUUCUGUGAUAGAAGUGAUUAAUGCUAAUGACCAACAUUGCCUGCAUACAAAUAUUGGCUUGCAACAAUUGGAAGAAAUCAUGUUGCCCAGGGCUGUAGACUGUUUUCGUCAGAACACAAAAGCGACAGUGUAUCAGAUGCUUUGGAAACCUAAGCAUGGCGUUGCGUACCUUCAUGCUGUGAAGACGAACAUGAACAUGGUGAGCACACGGAAAGCCAUUGAAGGAGCUAGGAAAUCAAAGCCGUUGCGACGCCAGGAUGGCAAGAGGCGUCAUCGCACAGAUGGAAUCUCUGAAUUCCUCAGCCUUUGGGCCGCGCAUGCACCUGUCCAGCUUCAGGGCUCGAUCCUCAAUUGGAUUCAGAAAGAGAAGGAAGUGCAGUUAGCAGCUCCUAUGCUGCGUCUGAAAUUUUAGAUCAUAUAAAAGGGACUGGUAGGGAAACGGGGAUGAUUAAACGAAUGGAAGUGUAUUAUUUUAGCUGAGAAAAGUGACUUGUAGGGAAUUUAUUUCUAAGUUGUUCAGAGUUUGUUGAUAUGAAAUGUGUGCUACAUAUAAUGCUGUUGUUGAUC
Messenger RNA from Oryza brachyantha (malo sina), 1643 nucleotides. RefSeq lists its product as uncharacterized. The transcript has a single exon. The record is from RefSeq and is a predicted model, not a curated record. Lineage: Eukaryota; Viridiplantae; Streptophyta; Magnoliopsida; Poales; Poaceae. Bases 1 to 1488 code for a protein of 495 amino acids.